Messenger RNA from Echinostoma caproni, 633 nucleotides. The record is from the annotation of a GenBank genome assembly. Lineage: Eukaryota; Metazoa; Platyhelminthes; Trematoda; Plagiorchiida; Echinostomatidae.
AUGUCUUUUGUUCUGGAACGCCUGCAGUGGGAUGAAUUGACACGAAAACGUUUGUUACGUCAGCCUCUCGGACGAUCUCGUUGCAUUCUGUCCACAAGUUUAUCCCAAAGACAUUUGUGCUCAGGCUUCUGUGGUGGUAAACGUUGUGCUCGCUGUCGCCCGUUUCUGGCAAAAUCCACGGAAAACACAGCCGUGGCUGGACUACAAGCAACAUGGAUAACGCCGAAUAUUUUGGCUACCUCUCUUUUCAAAAGUCAGUUUGUUCUAUCCAUUCAUAUAUUCUUUAAUGAUGAACUGACCAGAAACUCCAUUGUGGCUAUUUUCAAUUUACAAGAAGCAUUUGAACAUAAUGCAUGUGGAGAUGGUGUUGGCGCUUCUGGAUUCUCGUAUGAUCCUUACGAAUUCAUGAAACACAAUAAUGGUGAGUCCCGCAUUUUUAUUCGAUUUCAUUUUGGCUGUGGAUCUGUCGACGCAAUCCUGGAUGCGGUCACUGUGAUGCAAUCCGCUUUGAUGGCGGGCAAGAUAGUCGUGCAUUGUCACGCCGGUUUAGGUGAUACUCGAUUUGCAUCGAAACAAAUUGUUUGGCAUAGGUCGAACUGGGGCUCUAAUUGCCUGUUAUUUGAUCUACAAUAA